CCGGCCCUGACGCAGAUGCAGCUCCUUCCCAGCCCUGCUGCCAACCUGCUGCCCGCGCUGCCCCGGAGGAGCCGCAGCCCAGCCCCACGCCGGUGCCCCGGGCCGGGGCAGCCCCCGCCGGUGCUGCGGCCACGCACGGAGCCAGGGCAGAGCAUGGCCCCAGCCCUCCCGCUGCUGCUGCUGCUCUGGCUCUUUGUCCCCACGGUGCUCCCGGAGGUGUUUGGCCCUGGAGAUGGCACAGAGGACCCCAAGGCUCUGCAGGUGUCCAUCCCGCGGCACCCAGCCCUCGAGGCCGUGCUGGCAGGCGACAUCACCAUCCCCUGCCUCAUCACCUACCUUGGCCCCCAGCCCACCGCCGGCACUGGCGGCCGCCGCGCCGUCCUGGGGACACCCCGCGUCAAGUGGACCUUCAUCUCUGAGGGCAGGGAGGUGGAGAUCCUGGUAGCUCGGGGGGACAGGGUGAAGGUGAGCGAGGACUACCGGCUGCGCGCCUCGCUGCCCAUCUUCCACCAGCGCUACAGCAACGCCUCGCUGCUGCUCACCGAGCUGCGCCCCAACGACUCGGGCAUCUACCGCUGCGACGUGCAGCACGGCAUCGAGGACGGCCACGACAUCCUGCACGUCAAAGUCAAAGGGGUGGUGUUCCACUACCGGGAGGGCUCCAUGCGCUACGCCUACACCUUCGCCGAGGCGCAGGAGGCCUGUGCCAGGAUCGGUGCCAGCAUUGCCACCCCCGAGCAGCUCUACGCCGCCUACCUGGGCGGCUACGAGCAGUGCGACGCCGGCUGGAUCGCCGACCAGACCGUCAGGUACCCCAUCCAGACGCCCCGUGAGGCCUGUUACGGAGACAUGAACGGCUUCCCCGGGGUGAGGAACUAUGGAGUGGUGGACCCGGAGGACAUGUAUGAUGUGUACUGCUACGCUGAGGACCUCCCAGGGGAGAUCUUUCUGGAGACGGCCCCGGACAGGUUCACGCUGGAGGAGGCGGCGCAGCGCUGCCGGGCGCUGGGCGCGGAGCUGGCGAGCCCGGGGCAGCUGUACGCAGCCUGGAACGCGGGGCUGGACGCCUGCAGCCCCGGCUGGCUGGCCGACGGCAGCGUCCGCUACCCCAUCGUCACCCCCCGCGAGCGCUGCGGAGGGGCUCUGCCCGGCGUCAAAACCAUCUUCCUCUUCCGAAACCAGACGGGAUUCCCCGACGCCCAGAGCAGAUACGAUGCCUACUGCUUCCGAGAAGUGACAAACUCUUUCCCUGAGGCUGCAGGAAAAUACCAAGGCCAAGAGCCCGAGGAGAAUCUCCUCCAGGAGAUUGUCACAGUGGCAGAAAAGCUGGAGGAGCUGCAGCUGCCCCGAGCGCACGAGGAGCUCGAGUCGCGAGGGGCGAUUUACGCCGUCCCUUUCUUUGAGGACCCUGACCUGGGCAAGCCGAGCCAGUCCCCUGAAGACACCCUGGGGCCAGGGGCCCGGCACCCCCCCCUAGCUCCCUCCGUGUCCUCAGAGGAGGAGCAGGGAGCAGCGCCGGGCGGGGGCCCUGGCAGCGCAUCGGCCGAGAGCCCGGGCGGAGCGCGACACCCCGGGCAGCCCACGGAGCCAGAGGGACCCACCGGUGCCCCAGCAGAGAGCCGGGAAGCCGCUGGGAGCCCCCGCCGAGGGCACAAGUCCGGCGGGGCGAGCACCCCGUUUUCUGCCGCGGAGGACGCCGAGCUCUCCGGGGACGUGGUGGAAAGCCCUGCGGCAUCCCCGCUGCCUGCCGCGCCCUCGCAGCCGCAGGACGAGGGGGACGAGCAGUCGGGAGCCGCGUGGAUCCCCUCGCCCGCCGCCCCCGGGCAGCGGAGCACUGUCCCCGCGGUGACACCGCGGCUCGCAGAGCUGCCCGGCAGCAGCAGCAGCAGCGCACCGGCCCUGCCAGGAGGGGAGGAUGCACCGCCGGGCACGGACAGAGGGAUGCCUGCUGCGGCUUCCGAGGAAGAGGAGGAGGAGGAGGAAGAGCCGCCUGCUCCCUCCGUUGCCACCGUGGAGGGUUUCCUGGCGGCCGUUCCGGGAGAAGCAGGUGGCUGUGUCCCCAACCCCUGCCUGAACGGAGGGACCUGCGUGGAGGACGGAGCCCAGCUCACCUGCCUGUGCCUGCCCGGCUACGGAGGCAGCAGCUGUGAGAGACCCCUGCGGAGCUGCAGCCCCGGCUGGGACAGCUUCCAGGGCGCCUGCUACAGGCACUUCUCCACCCGGAGGAGCUGGGAGGAUGCAGAGAGCCAGUGCAGACACUACGGGGGGCACCUGGCCACCAUCCUGACCCCCGAGGAGCAGGACUUCAUCAAUGACCAGUACAGGGAGUACCAGUGGAUCGGCCUGAACGACCGCACCAUCGAGGGCGAUUUCCAGUGGUCCGACGGCAGCCCCUUGCUCUACGAGAACUGGCACCCCGGGCAGCCCGACAGCUACUUCCUCUCGGGGGAGAACUGCGUGGUCAUCGUGUGGCACGACGGGGGCCAGUGGAGCGACGUGCCCUGCAACUACCACCUGUCCUACACCUGCAAGAUGGGGCUGGUGCAGUGCGGGCCCCCCCCGGCCCUCAGCAACGCCCUGGCCUUCGGCAAAGCCAGGCAGCGCUACGAGAUCGGCUCCACCGCCCGCUACCGCUGCCGGCCCGGCCUCGCCCCGCGCCGCUCGCCCGUCAUCCGCUGCCGGGAGGAUGGCACAUGGGAGCCGCCCCAGCUGGCCUGCCGUCCUGGUGUGGCUCAGCCCCCCGAGGAGUGAGGGAGUGUCGGGGUGGGGGGCAGCACGGCCCCGAGCCCCGGGCUGGUGUGGAUGGGGACGGCGCUGGGAGCUCGGGGUGUGGAGUGAAGCCUCGCUGCUGGGUGUCUGCCCCAUUGUGUGUUUGAUAUCUGUACAAAGAAAUGCUAAAAAAUUAAAGAGUCCCAUGAAAGGAGCCCCAAAAUGCAGCACAGCGGGAGUUUUGUCCCCCAGAGCCACAGCAGAGCUGAAAUCCAGGGGGGCACCACGGGCAGGGGGUGGCACUGAGGUGCCAGCAUCACCCCCAGCCACCUUCUCCCUCCCGGGGACAUCCGGGCUGUGCUGCAGCUCAGCACCCACGCAGGGGGGUGGGGGGGAUCCUGCACUUCCCUGGGAAGCAGAAGCUGCUGCUGCAGGCUUGGAGUGGGCACGUGCUGCCCAAAAACCCUCUCUGUGCUUUGUGGGUAUUAAAACCGGGAAACGGA
Molecule: messenger RNA, 3212 nt
Organism: Passer montanus (Eurasian tree sparrow)
Lineage: Eukaryota; Metazoa; Chordata; Aves; Passeriformes; Passeridae
Gene: BCAN
Product: brevican
Exons: 16
Coding region: 16-2751 (911 amino acids)
Biological process (GO): cell adhesion
Molecular function (GO): hyaluronic acid binding
Source: RefSeq, a predicted model, not a curated record